Molecule: messenger RNA, 2463 nt
Organism: Rotaria socialis
Lineage: Eukaryota; Metazoa; Rotifera; Eurotatoria; Philodinida; Philodinidae
Source: the annotation of a GenBank genome assembly
AUGCAUCAUAGUUGCUCUAGAAGAGAACAGCAAAUUUUUGAGACAAAUGCCGAAGACAUUGCUGCUCAAGCUCAAGGCGCCUGCAAGAAUCAACACCAGGUCGCCCAACUGGGCGCUGGUAUAGCUGAUAGAGUAGCCAUUUUACUUAAUGCGAUUGCUCAGCGGCAAACAGAACCACUUUAUUAUAUACCUGUGAACGUAUCAUCAACAGCACUUGAUAUGACUAAAACAACAAUGCAGAGUCGUAUGCCUGGUAUUUUUGUUAUUCCAAAAACAGUCAACUACGUCACAGAAAAAUUGGAACUGCCGAAUUUUAUUGGACGUACUUUAGUCAUGUGUAUUGGUGCAUCGAUCGACAAUUUUUCUCGCGAAGAGGCAGCAAUGAUGUUUGAAAAGAUAUGCCAUCAAUUGCAAGCAGGCGAUGGAAUAUUACUUGGAAUUGAUAUGUUUAAGGAUCCAGCCAUUAUAUUAUCUGGCUAUUGCGAUACAAAUAGGCUGCACGACAAAUUUCAUGGUAAUUUCUUACGUCGACUAAAUCGUGAAUUCGGCUACAACUUUGAUGUAGAUCAAUUUCGUCAUCAAGCCAUAUGGAACGAACGUGAAAGUCGUGUUGAACUUGUCAUAGAAAGUUCAUGUUCACAACGAGUUCAAUGCAACCACAACAUUGAAAAGAACAUUGACUUUAUCACAGUCUCAAUAAUCGAUAUAAACGAAUCAGCUAGUGCAUAUAGAUGCCUUCUUGAAGAUUUAUCCAAUGAAAUUUUUUAUGAAAUAUUUGACCAUCUUGAUAAUUAUCAUAUCUACAAAGGAUUUUUCCAUCUUAAUCGACGAUUUAAAAAAUUAAUGAUGAAUUCGAAUCUUCCAAUGACAAUCAACAUUUCAACAAUGUCAAAAUCGAAUUUCGAAAAUUACUAUAAUGAUAUUCUUAUACCGAAUAAACGUCGAAUUAAUACACUUCGUUCAUCGAAUCCAUUUGUUGCUGAUAUUCUUUUCUUACCACCGCGUUUACUUUUGGAAUUUAUUCAUCUUGAAACAUUAAUUCUUGAUAAAAUAAAAAUGAAAACUUUUGAUAAAAUUUUUGUUGAAUUAAUGUUUCUACCAAAACUUCAUUCAUUAACUAUAUCUCCUGGAGAAUAUGUUCAAUCGUCAAGUCAUCUUUUUUCUUCAAUAUUUAGUCUACAUAAAUUAAAAUAUUGUAAAAUUAUCAUUCAAACAAAAGUCAGUGAAACAAUGUUUCCUGCUUAUUUAUCUGAAUAUGAUGAAAGUCCUAUUGAAUAUUUAAUCAUAGAUGGCCGUUUUCCAUUUGAAUCAUUGAAUAAUCUACUAUCUUGUCUUCCUCGACUUCGUCAUUUAUCAAUUAGCACUCUUGUUAAAUCUGGUUUUGAAGAACGAAGAGAAUUACCUUCGACUAAAUUGAAAUAUUUAAAAUACAUUUCUCUAAACCUUGAUUAUGUUCGUUUUGAUCAAUUCGAAAAAAUACUAAAAACAUUUUUUCAUUAUGUUGAAAUUUUACGUAUUGCAACAUUAUUUGAUGAAGCGUAUUUAAAUGCUAAACGAUGGGAGGAAUUAUUAUCAAUUCAUAUGCCGUGUUUACGAAUUUUCGAUAUGAAUCAUUGCGAUUCUAUACGAAAUAAUUCAUUAACAUAUCAUGAUUUAAUUGAUCAAUUUAAUUCUUCAUUUUGGAUUAGCAAACAAUGGUUUUUUACACAUCAACAUGACUGGCAACAAUCAUUAGAGAGUGGCAUGUUUUAUUCGACAAAUCGAUAUCGAAGACAAGAUUAUACAUUUUAUUGGGAAUUAGCUGAUAAAAUUUGUCCACAUGCUGAAGAAAAUAAUUUAAAUUCGGUUAAACAUGUUCAUGUUUGUAGUAAACGAGCAAAUAAAAGUUGUGUAAACUAUUUUCCAAAUGCUACUCAAUUAAGUAUUAAACGUUAUUUCGAAACACUAGAUGAUUCAAUUUCGACUAGUCUUAGUCGUAUCGUUCCUUUGCAACAACUGACGAAAUUAGUUAUUGAAUGCUAUAAUUUUCCUUGGGAAGAAAUAGUGAAAUUAUUAUGUUUUACACCUAAUUUAGAUGCAUUGAAAUUAGAUUUCAUAAAGUUUAAUGAAAAUAAUAUAAAUUUAAUGACAAAAAGUAAAACUUAUCAAUAUGUAUCCAAUACAAAUAAAAUAAAAAAUCUUGAUGUUCGCCAUGCAUGCUCGUAUGAAAGAAUGCGAUUGAUUAUUAAUCUAUUUCCAAAAUUAGAAUAUCUUAAAACUGGCGUGAAUAGAAAAGAAAUAGUACAAAUUGUUCGAUUUUUAUUAUCGAAAUCUAAUAAUGAAACGCAAAAUUUAUUCUUUUUAUGUAUUUCAGAAAUACCGAAAAUAUGUUUAAAAGAAUUAAAUUUUUUAAUUAAAUUAGAAAAUUUACUUGGUGAUUAUUUUAUUACAUUUAUUAAUCGUGAUUUAUAUUUGUGGUGGUAG